UGCGCAGUGUGCAAUCUGUGGUACGGGUGACAUUUUCUAAUUCUGUUGUGUUGUGUUUUGUGUGUGGAUUUUGUGUUUUUAUGAGAUGGCGUAAAUCCCAACAAAAAUGGCCGCCGUCGCUCCAAUUCCCGGUCAAAUAAACCCGGAGAACAGCGAUGAUGAACCCGCGCCCGACGACGAGAGACAAGUGACGCCGUUCAGCAUUCACGACGUGCUCAAAAAGGAAAGAGAAACCAGUCCAGAAAAUGUCUUCGCCACGGAUAAACUUCUACAAAGCACUCCCAAUUUCGAAGACGCCUCAAACCCUGAAAGCCCACGAUUGGACGACACAGAGAUAAGUGUUGAUGACAAUUCGUGUAGCAGCAAUGACACAGUGCUAUCUGUUGGUAACGAGAAUCCUGUAAAUGAUGAACUGUCCUUCAAACAUAUUCAAACCCACCUAAACGCCAUAUCGCAAUUGAGUCACUUUAACACGCCAUUGCUCCUACGACCUAAUCCCAUACCGAUGUUCUUGAACCAGUCAUUCUAUCCCCAAGUCAAAUACCAACAGAACGAAGAGAGAAGAGAGGAUACGUACAGAAGGGAACAGAAGGAGGAGAGGGAUUUUAAUCCAAAUCUGAAGUUUAGUAUUGAUAAUAUAUUGAAAGCUGAUUUUGGUAGACGUAUAACUGAUCCGCUGAAGAUUAGGAAAAAGAGGUUCGAUGGGAAAAAGGAGUUUAAGGAGAUCAGUCAGGUUAGACAGGAGGUCAGGCAGGAGGUGAGACAGGAGGUCAGAACUGAUGUAAAAGAAAAAGGGGCGAUAGAUUUGUCUAAAGCAGAUGACAGUCCGGCGUCCAGUGGAGGGACAUCGAACAGUGAAGGCCCUAUGGUGUGGCCCGCCUGGGUGUACUGUACCCGAUAUAGUGACAGACCCAGUUCUGGUCGAAGCCCUCGGACGAGAAAGCCGAAGAAGCCGCCUGGAGAUACCAAUAAUGAUGAAAAGAGACCCAGGACAGCCUUCUCUGGUCCUCAGUUAGCUAGAUUAAAGCAUGAGUUUGCUGAAAACCGGUACCUGACUGAGCGUCGACGCCAGGCACUGGCAGCAGAACUGGGGCUAGCAGAGGCUCAAAUCAAGAUCUGGUUCCAGAAUAAACGAGCCAAAAUCAAGAAGGCUUCGGGACAUCGGAACCCACUGGCUCUGCAGCUCAUGGCGCAAGGGCUGUACAACCACAGCACGAUACCGUUGACGAAAGAGGAAGAGGAACUGGAAAUGAAGGCAAGAGAAAGAGAGCAGGCUCGACAGUGAAGAGAAGUGUUUUGUGAAUUAUUUCAUGAAAGGACAUUAAUUAGUUGUACUCCUGUAGUCAGAUGUUAUGUAAUAUGUUCCUCAACUUUGUAAUAUCGGUACAAAAUCUUGGAAUCUAGCUGAUUUCAGUUUAAAGUCUACUAAAUGUAGCUUCGAAAUGCCUGUUGAUGUAAAAGCAUGUGUUAGGCUAUGAAUUAAUGAUCGACUCUGAUUAAGUAUUAAGUCAAGUAUUCUAGAAUAAAUUCAAUGUAAUACACUUAUUGGCUUUUAAAUGUGAAUAUGCAUUGAUCUAUCUCUUAAUAUAAUGUAAGAGAUAGAUAAUAGAGAGAUUUCUUUGAUUGUGAUUGGUGACGUGUUGAGCCAUGACCGCUACCACCUCCUUCAAUUGACGGCGUGUAAUGGCGUGUCGGUAGAAGAAACAUGACUUCGUAUUAGACUAGGAAGAGAUACUGCAUCUUACAGGAGACACGCUGUAAAAAAUAUGCCCUUAAAUUUUGAAAGUCUGCACUUUUCGGUAUAAAACACUUGCUCCUAAAAUCAGUACUAUUCAGGACCGCCUUUUAAGUAUCUAGAAAUUAGCAAUCGCUAUCUGUGAGAGAAUAACGAUUGGUGAAAAUACUUCAGCUGAAAGCCGAUUGGCAUAAGGUUGCAUCGGACAGGGGGCUUUGGGAGUUUCUAGUUUCGGAGGCUUUUGGUUCGCAGAGCCAACGGAAUGUGUAUUAAACUAGAGAUCGACCAAUCACAAGCAAACAAAAUCGCAACGUCUUACGCUCUACUUGUAAAUUAGAUACGUUUAGUUUGAAGCUAAAAUAUUUAUGUCAUCGUCUUAGUAUGGAAGUAUUUGGAGCUGCUGACUCUUCUGAAAAUACUUGCUCCACUCGCCACUUUUCUGUCGAGAGUGUGAGUGUUAUAUGUGUCAAAAUCGGAGGAAACAGCUUCCGUCCACACAUUACCACAAUCAGUAUGAUUUCGAGUAAGUUUCAUAUCCAAAAACUAACCUUGCCCAAAUUUGACAUGAUUGGACGGGAAGCCUGUGUUAAUCUGACCUCAGACCAACAGAAUAAAGUUCAGUCACUGGUUUGUCUGGUGGAGGAUCCUCCCUUUAGGUCGAAAGACUUUCCUACGCAAACGUAAUUUCUUUCGUUUACAGACGACGAUAUCGCUCUCUUCUACAAAGCGCUCGUAUAGAAUCAAUCCAAUCCGACUCCAUACACCAUAUUCAAAAAGUGUUAAAUUUGAUUAUCUAUAUAUUUAUACCCAAUUAUAAGAAAAUCUUUACGAAGAGAUUUAUAAAACAGUAGUAGAUUUUAGAUUUCUUGCGAUGUCUUACUGCGUCAAAGGCCUUAGUAAAUUCCAUUAAAUUUUGAAUGUUAGCAAUACUACUUUUAUAGUAUGAUACAUCUAUAUAUCUAUGCAAGUAAGAGAAUAUAAGAGAGCCUAGUUAAUACAGUAAUGUUGUGAAUUUGGUAUUACGAGCGCGAUUUUCAAACCCACUGGAAUUGUAUUAAUAUGUAAAUAUGUUAAGUUAUUUAUUGUGCAAUUUAGUAUUAGAUAUGUUUCGGAUGUAUUAUGAUUUGUUGUACAAAUAUAGGAUAGGUUGAAUAAUAUAGCCGAAGAAGUGUAGCGAUUUCUUGAUCCUAAAUAAACGAAAUUGCAGACUGGAA
Messenger RNA from Pieris rapae (cabbage white), 2949 nucleotides. RefSeq names its product homeobox protein invected (gene Inv). Gene Ontology annotation, cellular component: nucleus. Gene Ontology annotation, biological process: multicellular organism development; neuron differentiation; regulation of transcription by RNA polymerase II. Gene Ontology annotation, molecular function: RNA polymerase II cis-regulatory region sequence-specific DNA binding; DNA-binding transcription factor activity, RNA polymerase II-specific. The transcript is spliced from 6 exons. Lineage: Eukaryota; Metazoa; Arthropoda; Insecta; Lepidoptera; Pieridae. Bases 107 to 1285 code for a protein of 392 amino acids. The record is from RefSeq and is a predicted model, not a curated record.